CCCUGCUGAACCGGGAGCCAUCUGUUUAUACAAUUAUCGGUUAAGAGCCGGGUCUGUGGCGCGCGCUGUUCUUCCUAAAUGACUCCUUCAUGAGCGAUAUCCAUCGGGAUACUUAUUAGUAGCCCCACAUACACACACGGAUUAGUACGCAUCCCACUUUUGGUUGCAUCGCGUCAUUUUUCAGCGCUAAAACUAAAGAGAAUCGGUAAUUCGCCACGAAAACUUUUUGGUGCCGUUUAAACAAGUUAAUGGAAUCUGUCAAUUUUCCCGCGUAAACUUUUUAUUUUUUAAUUAUGGAAAACUUUUUAAACUACCAGUGCAACGAUGAAGGUUGGAGUCAACAAUGUUUAACAGCCAGUUCUUGUGGAGAAGUGGUGCCAGUUGCAAAACAAAGGUGUCAAGCAAACGCUCGUGAAAGGGACCGAACUCAAAACAGCGUGAAUACGGCGUUCAACACGCUGCGCCUGCUCAUCCCGACGGAACCGCCUGAGAGGAAGCUCAGCAAGAUCGAAAUCCUGCGUCUAGCUGGCAGCUACAUCACGCACCUCGAUAACCAACUUUACACAGGUGACAUGGAGCAACCGUGUCUUCAAAAGAAUGAAAUUGACCAUAAAAACCAAUCACUAUGUACAUUUUGCUGGUCUUCUGUGAAAAAAGAAAAAACCUCAGCUUCAGGUUACAACUAUUACAAAAUGUCUUAUUAAGCUUAAUAAGUGGGCGUGUUUGUAAGUAAUUAAUAAGGUAUUUAAUGAGUAACUAGUCCUUUGUAUAACAAAAUUAGGUUUUUUGUAUUUUAAUAAUCUUUGUAUCGAUGAAAAAUGCAAUAAUAAAUCAAAUGUAGAGUUCACUGAGUCAGAAUGAAUUAAAAAAAGUGGAAUUAAUAGACUACAUAAUGAAAUUUUGUAUUUAUUGCAAAUAGAGUUAAAAUUUUAAAACUGGGGUCCAACUUGAUGUGCUUUUGUCGGAGGAACAUAUAAAUAAUAUUAAAAAAAUAUAUAUCC
This is a messenger RNA of Ostrinia furnacalis (Asian corn borer), 1001 nucleotides long. RefSeq names its product transcription factor 15. Gene Ontology annotation, molecular function: DNA-binding transcription factor activity, RNA polymerase II-specific; RNA polymerase II transcription regulatory region sequence-specific DNA binding; protein dimerization activity. Gene Ontology annotation, biological process: developmental process; regulation of transcription by RNA polymerase II. Lineage: Eukaryota; Metazoa; Arthropoda; Insecta; Lepidoptera; Crambidae. The coding region runs from base 294 to 704 and encodes 136 amino acids. The transcript has 4 exons. The record is from RefSeq and is a predicted model, not a curated record.